Molecule: messenger RNA, 994 nt
Organism: Lolium perenne
Lineage: Eukaryota; Viridiplantae; Streptophyta; Magnoliopsida; Poales; Poaceae
Source: RefSeq, a predicted model, not a curated record
GGCCCAUUCCUCCAUCCUCGGCCGCUUGUCCAUUCUCUCUUUUCUUCUCCGAUGGCGGUGGCGAUCGCCGCCACGGCGCGCCGCCUCCUCGCUCCCGCCCGGCGACGGGCUCUGUGGUCGGCCUCGUGGAGCGCCGACCCGGAGGCCUCCGCCGAACCGUCCCCGUCGACGUCUCUGGACAAGAAGAAGAAGCCGCCGCCGUCGUCAUCCCAGGACCGCCUCGGGGACGUGAGGGACGCCGUCAACGAACGGAAGCUCCCUCCCGAACUCCGCGGGCGACCCAACGCAGUCAGAUCUGAGACUGACAUUGUAAAUGUCGUGGAACAAAGAAUAUGGCACUCAAUGGAGGAAGGGCAUUUCGAAAACCUACCUGGGAAGGGAAAACCCCUGAACCUCAAUACGAACCCUCACGCAGAUCCGGCAGAAGACACCCUAUACAGGAUACUUUCGCAGAACGGUUGUGCUCCUGAAUGGGUUGAGCUGAACAAGGAAAUCCGUGGAAUGAUUGCAAAUUGGAGGUCAGCUUUCACGAAGGCUUGUGCAAACCGCUCCGAAAACUAUGGUUCUACCUGGUCUGAUGAUUCCCGGAUUCUCCAGGAGCGAAUUCGACAAAUAAGUGACAAGGUUUUCCGUUACAAUCUUAUCGUGCCCUUUGGCCGCCAAAUGUCCGGUCUAAACUGGGACAGGGAAUUGGGCAAACUGAAUUUGAAGUAAGAAAAGAGCGUUAUGCUGCCUAUACCAGAAACUUUUCGGAGGCUUUGUCCUGUAUGUUGUUGUAUUCACACUGCUACCCUAGUCCACAUGUGUACCUUAGAUCAAGAUAGUACAGCUAUAUACCCUUAGAUUUGAUCCAAUAUAUUCUUGGAUGUAGUUUCCAGGUGUUGGGGUGCCUCUAGCUCAUAAAGUAACUUGCAGAACCAAAGCUUGCUUUCUGCAGUAGAGACUAUACUGACAAUAAUGCAAUUAGUAUAGUAAUUUUGAGUGAGUUUGUUUU